Molecule: messenger RNA, 243 nt
Organism: Protopolystoma xenopodis
Lineage: Eukaryota; Metazoa; Platyhelminthes; Monogenea; Polystomatidea; Polystomatidae
Source: the annotation of a GenBank genome assembly
AUGUCUGUCCGGGGUUUCAAGUCUUUUCCAAGUCUACCCUUUCCAGACACACCAUGCCUUGCUCGUGCUUGUGCAGCACUCGUUGUUUGUUUCGUUGCCGCCCUCUCGCCAACUUGGAUGCAAAGUGGUGGGCCCGUUUUGAUACCUUUCUUCGUUGACAGGCUCUUGCAGAGAGGACAGAAAGAUGCCCAUUUGUCUCUCCGUCUCUCCGGCUUCCUGUCCGAGGCUUUCGUGUCCUCCUAG